Chroicocephalus ridibundus (black-headed gull) is the source of this 6108-nucleotide messenger RNA. It is a transcript of the gene FNDC3A, whose product is annotated as fibronectin type III domain containing 3A. Bases 246 to 3845 code for a protein of 1199 amino acids. Gene Ontology annotation, molecular function: protein binding. NCBI's taxonomy places the organism in Eukaryota, Metazoa, Chordata, Aves, Charadriiformes, Laridae. The record is from RefSeq and is a predicted model, not a curated record. Gene Ontology annotation, biological process: spermatid development. The transcript has 26 exons. Gene Ontology annotation, cellular component: cytoplasm; membrane; intracellular membrane-bounded organelle.
AUAGACAGACGCUAGAGAAGACAGUUUUUGUGAGGCUGCAGGCCUACUUCCCGGACAGCGUUGUUGUCUGCAGCCAUUGAUGUUCAUUGUUGGUGCCUCCUGGAACCUGAGGAAUUCUUGUCUUCCUCCAUCAUCCAGCAACUCUGUACCUUUUUUUGACCUCCAGCUUCUAAUUGUUCCAGGAUUUCUACUUCAAUCUCUGCUAAAAUGUCUACAGGUGAUCUUGUGAAUUAGUGUUACCAUCAAUGAUGGCAGAACAUCCACCAUUACUGGAUACCACUUCGAUUAUAAGUAGUGAAAUCCCUCUUCUAACUUCCCCUAUUGUUAGUGGGGAUGGAGCACAACAGGUUAUUCUUGUGCAAGUUAAUCCAGGGGAAGCAUUUACAAUAAGAAGAGAAGAUGGACAGUUUCAGUGCAUUACAGGUCCUGCUCAGGUUCCAAUGAUGUCCCCAAAUGGUUCAGUGCCUACUAUUUAUGUGCCUCCUGGAUAUGCCCCACAGGUUAUUGAGGACAACGGUGUUCGAAGGGUUGUGGUGGUCCCCCAGGCUCCAGAAUUUCAUCCUGGUGGUCACGCAGUGAUACACAGGCCUCCGCAUCCCCCACUGCCUGGCUUCCUUCCUCUUCCAGCCAUGAUACCCCCUCCACCACGUCAUAUAUACUCACCUGUGACCGGAGCCGGUGAUAUGGCAACGCAGUACAUUCCACAGUACCACACCUCUCAAGUAUACGGCGAUAUGGAUACUCUGCCUGCUCAUGGAAGAUCCAACUUUAGAGACGAAAGGUCUAGUAAAACAUAUGAAAGGUUACAAAAAAAAUUAAAAGAUCGACAUGGAACUCAGAAGGAUAAGUUAAACAGUCCUCCGUCGUCUCCUCAGAAAUGUCCAUCUCCUACAAGUGAACAUAAUGGACUUACAAAAGGACAGGAUGCAGCUGGUAUAAGCCCAGGUUCUACCAAAAGCAAGUCUUUGGUUAAAGGAAAAAGCAAUUCUCAGCCAGAUGCAGAAGUAGAAGAAAAGGAUGAAGAAACAAAAGCACUUGAAGCACUUCUUUCUAAUAUAGCCAAGCCAGUGGUAUCAGACAUUCGGGCAAGAACAGCACUGCUUAUGUGGUCCCCUCCAUCCAGUGAUACCAGAGAAGAUGCUGACAAGAAUGACAUACCAGAUGUUUAUACUUACGAAGUAAUGAUUUCAAAUACUGGAAAAGAUGGAAAGUACAAAACUGUAUACGUUGGAGAAGAAAAUAAAGUUACUGUAAAUGAUCUCAGGCCAGCAACUGAUUACCAUGCAAAAGUCCAAGUAGAAUGCAACUGUGUAAAGGGGAGCCCUUCAGAAGCAGAGAGUUUUACCACAACGAGUUGUGAACCUGAUACUCCAAAUUUGCCCAGGAUAACUAAUCGGACCAAAAAUUCUCUUACUUUGCAGUGGAAGGCAUCUUGUGAUAAUGGUUCUAAAAUCCACAGUUACCUUUUGGAAUGGGAUGAAGGGAAAGGAAAUGGAGAGUUUUGCCAGUGUUACUAUGGCCAACAGAAGCAGUACAGGAUUACUAAACUAUCACCAGCAAUGGGGUACACCUUUAGGCUAGCAGCCAAAAAUGACAUGGGAAUGAGUGGUUUUAGUGAAGAAGUCCUGUAUCAUACCUCAGGCACUGCCCCAACCGCACCAGCAAGUCCUUUGCUGAUUAAUGCUGGAGUUACUUGGUUAUCCCUACAGUGGACAAAACCCUCAGGAACACCAUCAGAUGAAGGAAUCUCGUAUAUAUUAGAGAUGGAGGAUGAGAACUCAGGAUAUGGUUUCAAGCCAAAAUAUGAUGGUGACGACCUUACCUACACAGUGAAGAAUUUGAGGCGUAGUACAAAAUACAAGUUUAGGGUCAUUGCCUAUAACUCAGAAGGGAAAAGCAGUCCAAGCGAGACAGUAGAAUACAUUACUUGUCCAGACAAGCCUGGAGUACCUUCAAAACCCAUGGUGAAAGGAAAAAUUCACGCACAGAGUUUUAAAAUAAUCUGGGAUCCGCCAAAAGACAAUGGAGGAGCAGCAAUAAAUACAUACGUUGUGGAAAUGUCUGAAGGCUUAAAUGGAAACAAAUGGGACACAGUAUACAGCGGAGCUGCGAGGGAACACGUGUGCGACCGACUAAAUCCUGGCUGUUCCUAUCGCUUACGUGUAUAUUGCGUUGGGGAAGGAGGACAAAGCAUGGCAUCUGAUUCUUUACUGGUGCAGACACCAGCAGUGGUUCCUGGUCCAUGCCAGCCUCCAAGGCUACAGGGUAGACCAAGAGCAAGAGAAAUUCAGCUGCGCUGGGGACCACCUCAGGUAGACGGGGGCUCACCCAUUACCUGUUACGGUCUGGAAAUGUUUCAGACGGAAACUGAUGAACACAGAGAGGUUUACCAAGGCUCUGAUGUUGAAUGCACAGUAGGCAGCCUUCUUCCAGGGAGGAUGUACAACUUCAGACUGCGGGCAGCUAACAAGGCUGGGUUUGGACCUUAUUCAGAAAAAUGUGAAAUCACUACAGCACCUGGACCACCAGAUCAGUGCAAGCCCCCUCAAGUGGCGUGCAGAUCUGCUGCGUGUGCUCAGGUGUCAUGGGAGGUUCCAGUGAGUAACGGAGCUGACAUCACGGAGUAUCGGCUGGAGUGGGGCGGUGUGGAAGGAUGCAUGCAGAUCUCUUAUUGUGGGCCUGGGCUCAACUGUGAAAUGAAAGGGCUUUUGCCUGCCACUAUAUACUAUUGCAGGGUUCAGGCAGUGAAUGUUGCAGGUGCAGGCCCUUUCAGUGAAGUAGUGGCAUGUAUGACUCCAGCCUCUGUACCUGCAGUUGUGACUUCUCUUCGGGGACUAAGUGAAGAUGAAGUUGAAAGUCCGCACUAUUCUCCUUCCACAUGCCUUGCUAUAAGCUGGGAAAAACCUUGUGACCAUGGAUCUGAAAUCCUUGGCUACAGCAUAGACUUUGGAGAUAAGCAGCCCAUAACUGUUGGGAAGGUUCAGACCUAUUUUAUAGAUGGCUUACAGCCAGAUACUACCUACAGAGUACGAAUUCAAGCCCUAAACAGUCUGGGAGCGGGUCCUUUCAGCCACACCAUAAAACUGAAAACCAAGCCUCUCCCCCCGGAUCCACCUCGCCUGGAAUGUGCUGCGUACAGUUCUCAGACUCUCAAGCUGAAGUGGGGAGAGGGAACUGCGAAAGCAUUAACCGACUCCAUUCAGUACCACCUUCAAAUGGAGGAUAAGAAUGGAAGGUUCGUAUCCUUAUACAGAGGACCAUGUCAUACAUACAAAGUGCAAAGACUCAGUGAGUCAACAUCAUACAAAUUUUGUAUUCAGGCAUGUAAUGAAGCUGGUGAAGGUCCCCUUUCUCAAGAAUAUGUUUUCACUACUCCCAAAUCUGUUCCAGCUGCCUUGAAAGCACCGAGGAUAGAGAGAAUAAACGAUCACACUUGUGAGAUCACGUGGGAGGUUCUGCAGCCCAUGAAGGGUGAUCCAGUUAUCUACUGUCUUCAGGUCAUGGUGGGCAAAGACUCGGAAUUCAAACAGAUUUAUAAGGGUCCGGACUGGUCAUUCCGGUACACAGGCCUCCAGCUGAACUGCGAAUACCGUUUCCGCGCGUGUGCCAUUCGACAGUGCCAAGAGACAGGAGGUCACCAGGACCUGGUCGGCCCCUACAGCGCACCAGUGCUAUUCAUCUCUCAGAGGACUGAACCGCCGGCCAGCGCCAGCAAGGACACUGUGCAAACCACAAGGACACAAUGGUCACAGAGCGACCAAGUGUGCGCUGCUGUCAUCCUUGCACUUUUCGCUAUCUUUUCCAUCCUGAUCGCUGUUAUCAUUCAGUACUUCGUAAUAAAGUGAAGAGAUUGAUUUUCUUAGAAUCGCUGCCCAUUACAUUUUACUUUCUCAUAAUCUAAAAGUAAUUCUGUUCUCUUGCUUUUUACAAAACCAGGCGUUUAGCACCGGCGUUGGGACUGAUGCAGACCUUUUCAGCCACUUCAAAAUGCUUACUGGUAGGCGUAGGCUGGCACACGUUACUAGAACGCAAGCCACAGAAAUACAAUCUUUUCUUUAAUAUGCCUUCUUGCAGUACAAACUCUCUAUGGGGCAGGCAAGCAGUGUUUAACGAAAAGGGUUUGACCAGUAAACAGGAGUGUAAAAAAAAAAAAUUUAAAAAAAAUAUGGUUUCCUGGCCCACACUUUUAAGGGUUGCUACCAUAGCAGGGAAGAAUGUGUAGAUCGCAUUUCAAACGUACACUAACAAACUUGUGCUGUAUACAAUAUUAAUCUGAUGCUGUGAAAGCAAUUUAGCGCUGUAUUUCUACCUCCUCAUUUGUCUUAAUUAUUUGAGAAGCAGGAUUUAUGCUGAAAAAAAAAAAAACAAAAAAAAAACACAAACGAAGGGGCUUUUCUCAGGCAGCAAAUAAUAAACUGGAUGGAAGAGUAUGCAUGAAGGAAGCUUCUUAUCUGAUAAAUGUGGAGUUCUUCACUGCAAGUAGAUGUUUUGGAAAGACUACAAGGGGAUGGCACAAGUGGUUUAUCUUGCCCCCAGGAUUUGACAUGUUUACUUACAAAAAAUGCCUCUUUUACUUCUUACGAAUAUAGAAGGGAGAGCGUGAGAGAACUUUCUUAGACUUAUUAUUUAAAUCGAAAAAACACAUUUCCAAAGUUGACUGUUGAUCGGAUGCAGUUUAUACAGACGUCUGUGCCCUCUGAUUUUGGCUAUUGAUAGAUAUUUGAGAUCAAAUUCAUUAUGGAAAUUUUGCUGUUUCCCCAGCAUUCACUUGCCAUAUCCACCGGAAUCAAGCACUGCCUUUUCUUUUUUUUCCUCGUUUGUUCUUUCUUCCUUCCUUUCUCUUCCUUCCUUUCUCUCUUUCUUUCUUUGGGGCACCAAAUCCGAAGACGAAGUGUAGUAAUUUGCACCAGAAAACUUAAAAGCUGCUUUUUUUCUUGAGAUCCUAAUGUUUAAUGUAAUGUCUCUUUGGAUACUGUACCAAAUUGUUGAUUGCAUGUAGUUAAUGUUGCAUUAGAGCACUUUGCAAUUGCAUAACUCAUCAAUGUUUUGUGAGCUUGCAUUUGUGAGUUCUUGAAUGACCAGACUGAAUUUUAUUGAGUAUCCCAUUGAACAUCUUGCUAGAUGUCAAUGAUUGCCAGUGACACAAAGCUUGUAGUGAAACUUAUCUUUAAAAGAAAAAAAAAAUUCCGUGUCACAUCACACUUACGUUAUUUGUUAUACACUUUGUAAUUAGCUACUUUUAAUUUAUUUGAGUUACAAGAUAGUGGAUCAUUAAUGACUUCUAGUUGUGUUCAGUUUAGCAUUUUUAAUGGUAUUAAACACUUCUGUCGGUCUUAAUAAUAAUAAAAAAAGGAACCUCUGUCUUGUGCUUUGAAGAUCUCUGAAGAAUUUCUCUUAUAUUAGAACGGGCAUGUAUUGUAAUUGUUUAUACGUCCAAUGAUCUGUGCUGUAGAAUAAUGUUGCUUUUAGGUUUUUUUUUUAAAAAAAAAAACAAACUGGUGAAGAACUUGGCCUCCACGUGGCGAGAACGAUCUGUCUUUAAAAUGUACUGUAUGUUUACAUUUUAUUUCGAAUCUGUCAUUUGUACGUAUAGGCUGAUACCUUCCCGCAGGAUACCGCGAUAACUGAUGUUUUCUAGAACCUUCUUCAAAGUGCCAUGUUUGGCAGUGCAAAUGAGGUUGCGUGUAACAGCCCAGAGAUUUCUUACGGUUGAAUGUCUAAAACGGUAAGAUUUGUUACUACAGUUAAUCUGCAGUGACUUAUGUUUUUCAUAGUAAAAUUCAAAUGAGCUCCUAUUUUUGAUAGUCAUUUAAUAGUGUAUUUGCCAUUUGAGCCUCAGUGCGUAUUACUGCAUUGAAGACAGUUUUUAAUGUAAUCUUAAUUUUACCUCAUAUACUGUACAUUCCAAAAAUAAAUUUAAAAAAAAAAGGAAAAAAAAAAGAAAAACUCUAAACUUUUUAAAACGUUAUAGAUACACUACCAAACAUAUCACUUUACAACUGUACAACGUCGGACUCCAUGAAGACAAACCUGUAUAGUCUGAUAUAGAAAAUACAUAAACUAUGUAGCAAAGUAUCUUUAAAAAAAAAAAGAAAAAUCUGUGGAAAA